Molecule: messenger RNA, 750 nt
Organism: Cladophialophora psammophila CBS 110553
Lineage: Eukaryota; Fungi; Ascomycota; Eurotiomycetes; Chaetothyriales; Herpotrichiellaceae
Product: 3-oxoacyl-[acyl-carrier protein] reductase
Exons: 1
Coding region: 1-750 (249 amino acids)
Molecular function (GO): oxidoreductase activity
Source: RefSeq, a predicted model, not a curated record
AUGUCUUCCGCCCCCCUCUCAGGCAAAGUCGCCGUGAUCACUGGAGGCACGAAAGGCAUUGGCGCAAGCACAGCAACACUUCUAGUCAAACUCGGAGCCAAAGUCGUGGUCAACUACGGCCGUGACAGCGCCGCGGCGGAGAAAAUCGUCUCGCAACUCGGCAGCGACAAAGCAUAUGCUGUUCAAGCCGACGCAGGGACGAUCGCUGGCGUCGAACAACUGGUGAAAGCCACAGUCGAAAAGUUCGGGCAGAUCGACAUCCUGAUCCCCAACGCGGGGAUCCUGCCCAUGAAGACGGUCGAGUCAUGCACGGAAGAGGACUUUGACAGGACGUUCAGCCUCAACGUCAAGGGGCCCUUCUUCCUCGUGCAAAAGGCCCUACCUUACAUGGCGCGGGGAAGCAGUAUCGUGCUCAUCUCCACGACCCUCUGCCACGCUUCGACCGUCAACGGGCCCUAUACUCUCUACUGCGCGACAAAGGGCUCCAUAGAACAACUCACCCGCCUGCUCUCCAAGGACCUGCUCGCCAGCAAAGGCAUCAGGGUGAACGCGGUCGCGCCAGGCCCCACGGCUACAGACCUCUUCCUCGAGGGUAAGAGCCCACAGGUGCUCCAGAUGCUCGCAAGCUUCCACCCGGCCAACCGCAUCGGCAAGCCUGAGGAGAUCGCCGAGGCCAUCGCAUUCCUGUGCGGCCAGGGAGCCGAGUGGGUGAGCGGGCAGACCAUCAGGGUGAACGGCGGCAUGGCCUAG